This is a messenger RNA of Leptinotarsa decemlineata (Colorado potato beetle), 1179 nucleotides long. RefSeq names its product protein toll. Gene Ontology annotation, biological process: neuron projection regeneration. The record is from RefSeq and is a predicted model, not a curated record. NCBI's taxonomy places the organism in Eukaryota, Metazoa, Arthropoda, Insecta, Coleoptera, Chrysomelidae.
AUGUUCAACUACGAGAUACGUAAAGCCUUUGAUCAAGUGAUUGAUGUCAGACCAAUCUUCAGGAAGCAAUUGACAGUAGAUUCGAGAAACAACAGAAUUACCGAGCUAGAUCUGCAGUAUAUUGAACUACUCGCGAUAGAAUAUCAGAAAAGUUUAAGAAAAAAUCAUCGGAAUCUUCAAACAGUAGUUCUGCUGCAACACAACCCACUGGAUUGUAAUUGCCAGAUCUAUGAGCUCAUUCGAUAUAUCCAGAACAAUCUCCACCCUGCUGUGAAAAACUUGGUGGAUAUGAGAUUGGAGAACAAUGAAUGCACAUCCCCGCGUUUCCUCAAAGGCAAAAAACUCUCAGAUCUUCAACUGGAACUGAUAAAGUGCCCCUACCCAAUGAAGUGCAAGUCCUCGAGCGACUGUGAGUGUUUCUACAGACCUUUCAACGAUACUGUUGAGGUAGACUGUUCAUACAGAAACCUCACAAAGUUUCCCAGAAUCGAAGUGGAAGGUGAAAGAGUUGCAUUGAACUUAGUGGGAAAUGCCAUAAGUGAAAGUCCCUAUUCUAGUUUAGGAUAUGAGAAUGUUACUAGUUUGUUGCUGUCUAAUAAUAAGAUUUCCAGGGUCACGUGGUUGCCACCUAGAAUUGAGAUCAUCAAACUCGAUGGAAAUCAAUUGAAAUAUAUGACUCCAUAUAUAUUGAGAAAGAUGAACAACUCAUUAACUGUAGAAUUAUCUAACAACCCUUGGACUUGUGACUGUUUCGCUGCGAAUUUUCAAAAAUUCGUGAAAAACAAACUGGGAAAGGAAGGCAAAGAAAUUAUUUGCGCAGCUGACAACAAACCUCUUAUUGAGAAAACAAAUCUUUGUGAACUGAAGCCAUUUUUGAUUUUGCAUGUUAUGUAUCUCAGCCUAAUCCUCAUCGUUUUCCUGGUUGAAUUUUUCUCCUUCUAUCGUAAUUACAAAUCAAGGAAAGCUGAUGCUGCAGUAGAGAUUCUAUAUGUAUAACCCAUCCUCGAGACGAAAUUUUGGUCAAAGUGAAAUGAAGAAGCAAUACAAUUUGCCAAAUAAAAUUUUCUGUUGCCAAACUGGUUUCGAAAAUUUGAAAAAAGUGACACAGCUUGAAACAUACUGGUUUUAGAAGUAAUGGAUUUUGAGUAUAUUUUGGUUGGAGAUGCCAGAACGGUUUUU